AUGUCAGAAAUUGAAAUGGCAGCGAAGAGUCGUCGGCAACAGAAUAGUCUCGCGUGCGAGGAAUGCCGCUCACGGAAGCUCAAGUGUGAUAUGAGCGAACCCCAGUGUGGAUCCUGUUGUAAUCUCGGCCUUACGUGCAUCGCCAAUCCAUUGCGACGGCCAAGAGGACCACGCAAAGGACACGUGAAGAUCCUGAAAUCCCGAAUCGGGACAGCGACCCUUGAGCGGCAAUUAUACGGCAACGUCGAGGUCCACCCCGGCUCCCCUCCAGAGAUUGGAGACAAUCUGACAUGCGAUUCCUUGGAAGUGGAUAGGGUUGUGGGAGCAAAUAUCGGGGAUGCAGCCAUCGACCAUGUCGGAGUGACCUUACACGGUGGGUCAGAUUGCAUGGAGCGUCUGAUGAGCGCACAACCGACGGAAUUUCCUGAGUGGGCUGAAGCUAUGCCCUUGUAUUUCGAAAGCGAAUCGAACCGGAAACAAGAAACCAUUUCCAAUCUUAUGCUCCUGGCACCUUCAUCGCCUUUAGCAAUGACCCAGAGGCCCACAUUGAAGCCAGCCCUGGAUGCUAGUGUUGUCCUUUCAGACCUAGACUCUAGAAUUGUGUCAUUUACGCCUCCCGUUCCCGUCCAAAUAACACAACUAGAGUGUGCAGAUCUGGAUGACAUGUUCUUCGAUAGAGCUUACCUAUUCGCCCCGAUAAUCAAUCGGCAGCGCUACUUUGCCAGAGCCCCCGGAGAUUUGGGGGAGAGCAAAGCGUUUUACUGUCUACAAAACGCCAUGCGCUUGCUUGCAGGAUCUCUGGGAAGCCAGUUCAAGCCCAUGCUUCCCAUAUUGUACACACACACCAGUGCAAUAUUGGACUCUUGGCUUCAGGACGUAUUGGACGAACCCAUUCCAAUAGAGAUAAUUCAGGCACAGCUGCUGCUAGCCUUGUAUGAGAUUCUGAAGGACAAUCCGCAAAAAGGAUGGACUAGUGCAGGAAAGUGUUUUCUCUUGAUCCGUCGAGAAAAGUUGCAUCAGAUAGACAACCCCAGCAUUAGUCGGUCAUGUCGAAUAUCGUGGGUGGAAGAUGAAGAGAGGCGACGCACUUUCUGGACAGCGUACGCGCUCGAGCGGUAUGCCAACCUAGUGCACGGGCAACCUCUUGCAUUGGAUGAUCAACUGAUACUCACACGAUUACCCGCCAUCGAGACCGCAUUUCUACGAAAGGAAGGAAUCAUGACCGAAUUCCUACCCUCGGCGAUGUCUCAAAAUAGUAACCAGCCGCUCUCUGCAUUUGCGAGAUCAAUGGUCGUAGUAACCAUUCUUGCACGAUGCCUGGCGCAUCAAAACCAGUGCAAUGUCGAACGCAUCACGGAUCCUACAUCAAAGGAAUAUCUGGCACGGCACCGAGCGUUGGACAAGGCAUUAACUCGGGAGAUUGAAGGGACAUCAUGCCACGACUCGACUGAUCUCGAGCUUCGUAAUUCUACCAACUUGUUUAUCGAGAUGAUCACAGAGGCCGCUGUCAUAGUGCUAUUUAAUGCCCUUGGUCGCGUCUCUGAACGCCCUGGAGACCUGUAUCGGGCAUAUGAGAAACGAGCCUGCAAGGCAGCAGAAGGUAUCCGUAAUCAGGCACAAAGCUUGAACCAACUGGGCUUUUUCAAAAUCCACCCGUUCACUCCAAUUGCACUGUUCAUCUGCGGCGGCUUCACUCGGUUGGGCGAGGCGUUGAAUCCACAAGCCGACGAGCACUUAAAGGAGAUUUUAUGCUCGCUGCAGUACUUAGCAACUGCGAACAACCUUGCAGGGAUACUGCAUCUCGAGCUUAAGCACAAACCGAGGAAGGAGAUCGAUAAUGAGGGGGUAGUAGGGUUUUGGUAA
Molecule: messenger RNA, 1863 nt
Organism: Penicillium paradoxum
Lineage: Eukaryota; Fungi; Ascomycota; Eurotiomycetes; Eurotiales; Aspergillaceae
Exons: 5
Coding region: 1-1863 (620 amino acids)
Biological process (GO): DNA-templated transcription; regulation of DNA-templated transcription
Cellular component (GO): nucleus
Molecular function (GO): DNA binding; DNA-binding transcription factor activity, RNA polymerase II-specific; zinc ion binding
Source: RefSeq, a predicted model, not a curated record